UUAUCAGUUCCAGCGUAACGUUAUGAAUAUUUGAUAAAAUAACGUAUUUUGAAUCGGGAAAUAUACUAUUAGGAACAAAGAGGAACUGUCAAGACUGAAGCUCUUGAUUUGUCUUUGCCGAAGUUACCACGGGCCUUACCACAAGAUCGCAUCCCGUCAGCGGAAAAUUCAUCUGGUCACUCCCAGUCUGCGCACAUCCAACCCUGGGACAUCCCGCCAGCAUACUGCAAGCAAGAACACACAUUUCCGGAAGAAAACCUACACUGGCAAUCGAAUUCAUGGAAAGAAAAUGAAAAUGUAUCUGAAAAUUAUUACAUGAAGACUGAGGAUUAUAUUCCCCCGUCGAAGAAACACAAGCUAUCACUUACCCCAUAUAAGGGCAACAGUCCACCUGCUACCUACUUAGCAAGGAAUACUGACGCAAGCGAUGCGUGUCUAGGCGAUGACGCUGAGUCACCACCGUCGAUCCCCUUUCUAGACGUAAAACUUCAAGAUGGAGGUGAAAUAAAACGCACAUGCCAAGGAGUAUCUGUCAGUCUCCAUGACGAGAACCUUUGGCGAGCUUUCGCCGAAUUUGGAACAGAAAUGAUCAUAAAUCGUGGUGGAAGGCGGAUGUUUCCACACAUUAUUCUAUCAAUGGAAGGGUUGAAUCCGCAGAAAUUGUACUCGGUGAUACUUGAAAUUGUUCCUGCAGACCAGCGCCGAUAUAAAUUUAUCCAUAAUCAAUGGAUGCCAAUGGGAAUGGCUGAUCCAGGUCCGAGAAUCCAGCCUGUUACUCACCCAGAUUCGUCAAAUGUUGGUUCUUUCUGGAUGCGGAACAGAACCUCGUUUUCGAAAGUUCGUCUGACAAACAGUAAAGACUCUAGUGUAAAGGAGUGUUCGGACGGCAAUAUUUUACUACUUUCCAUGCAUAAGUACAAAGUAGUUAUAAAAAUCAAGGAUGAAAGUUCGCCUGCAAAAACAGAGCUGACUUUUGUCUUUGACGAGUCAGCUUUUGUCGCCGUAACAGCUUACCAGAACAGCAAGAUCACUCAGCUCAAAAUACAGAACAAUCCAUUCGCAAAAGCAUUCCGAGAUUGUCACAGUUCCUCGUUUAAGAGUGUGUCUCCAAGACGACGGGAUGCAAAGUCAAAAAACUGUUUUGCUAUCCAGUCACCGCAGCCAACAAUUCCGUAUCCUGUGAGCGAGUUCCAGCCAUUUCUUCAGUACCCACCGUUGCCAUUUCAGCAAGUUGGAUUUGGUAUGGCGGCCUUAGAUAAACUUUCUAGAAACACAGCGGACAUAAAUGCCAGGAACGUUGCACCAUACCUUCCAUGGGCUGCUGUAGGUAGGCAAUGGUCCUUCCCAUUCUGGACGGAAGACAGUCAAGCUUUAUCGAAGUCUUUAUGUUCAAGAACACAUUCGUUCAGGACACCGGAAGUUGCAUGUAUGCAACUUCCGGUUGAUUUGAACAAAUUCAGAAGAUCGUUUUCUGUUACUUCACAGACAAGCUCAUGCAGCAGCCAAGAUACUAGACAGCAAGAACAGCAAGAAGAAGCGAAAAGCGUCUAUCAGAACUAAGACUUUCCUUUAAACUCCUCAAGGAAAAUAUACGUUUUGAUUCGGUGUAAAAUAGUAUGGCAGAGAGAAUUCUGUAACUGUAACCUUUAUAAAGUCGGAUUAGACAUGUAACAUUCAUUUUAUAUUUGACAUGAGACUUAAGGAUUCAAACGAAUGCAGCUUUUGAUCGUGUAUAUGAAUUUGCGGCGAAGCUUUUUUAGUUUACAGUGGGCAAGGUAGAAGUUCCAUUACAUCUCAUUUGUUUUUGAGAGGUUUUACUGAUUUAUCAACGUUGGGGUAACUUGUCAUGAAAACAUGAAUACUUUUGAUGAAUCUUUAUUUCUAUUUGAACACAUAAAUGCCCACUUUUCAUUUUCCGAAUUGUACUUCCAAAAUAGUAACUUCAACUUACGGAAGAGACUACUGAUAAGUGUUUUGUCAUUGAUUAAGGUUUAAUCAUGUAAAAUGUUUAGACUGUUAAAAGAUUGUAGUCUUGUCCAUUUUUUUUUUCAUAGAGAAUAUCAUCUCGGUUUAUCUUAAAGGUGGUCAAUCACAUUUAAGCAAUAUUUUAUGACAUUUUAUCAUUUUUAGUGUAUUCUGAGAUUUUUUAUGAACAAAAAGACCAAUUACGUAGAGUUAGAUCCCUAUUACAAAUGUAUGUUUAAUUAGUUUUUAUGAAAUUUAGAAAUUACUCCCCUUUAAUAUAAUGUAGUGGAUAAAAUCUAUUUCAUUUGAUUUCAAUUUCUAGUUUUACAUUUGCAUUUGAUUGAUAUAGAGAUAUUUCAAUAAUCUAAACUACAACCUAGCUUUUAACAUAGUGUUUAGCUUUCUUAUUCUAUCCUUUAUUUAGCCCGCUUAGCUCUGUCGGGAGAGCGUUGGUCUAUGGAUCGCGGGGUCGCGCGUUCGAUACCCUGGGAGAGGGCGUAUAUUCUCCGCGACGAUUUGAUAAAAGACAUUGUGUCUUAAAUCAUUGGUCCUCCACCGCUGCCAGUUCAUGUCGGGAAGUUGGCAGUUACCUGCGGAGAACAGGAUUGUACUGGUACAGAAUCCAGGAACACUGGUUAGGUUAACUGCCCGUCGUUAUAUGACUGAAAUACUGUUGCAAUACGGUGUUAAACCCAAAACAAACAAACUAUCCUUUUUGUUCAACCAAGACAUGUAAAAAGCAGGUAAUAUUAAGUUUAGAAAUUUGCAUUUCUAAUGAGUUUCGGCUAAAUGUAAAUUUGUAAAUGUUAAUCUUUGACAAAUAUAAUACAAUAGUUUAUAAUUGUAUUUAUAUCAUUCUUUAGGCAAAGUAUGUUUAUUAUAUAAAUACAUAUUCUAAAAUAACUCAAUCUUUAUUUUGAAAACAGGAUAGAGAAAUCAAAUUUAUUAAAUUCUUCAGCUGAAAAUUGAACAUGUAUAAAGCACUCAGUUAAAACAAAUAAGCAUCAAUAAACAUUUGCUAAACUUUCGAUAAAAUCCAUAACCUGGUCAAAAUCUGAUUAACCACCUUUAACAUAUCUCCAUAUAAUAAGUGAAGUAGUGCUAUGUACA
Messenger RNA from Mercenaria mercenaria, 3075 nucleotides. Its product is annotated as T-box transcription factor T homolog. Gene Ontology annotation, cellular component: nucleus. The transcript is spliced from 8 exons. Gene Ontology annotation, biological process: regulation of transcription by RNA polymerase II; positive regulation of DNA-templated transcription; cell fate specification. Lineage: Eukaryota; Metazoa; Mollusca; Bivalvia; Venerida; Veneridae. Bases 316 to 1560 code for a protein of 414 amino acids. Gene Ontology annotation, molecular function: RNA polymerase II cis-regulatory region sequence-specific DNA binding; DNA-binding transcription factor activity, RNA polymerase II-specific. The record is from RefSeq and is a predicted model, not a curated record.